Molecule: messenger RNA, 2436 nt
Organism: Cladophialophora psammophila CBS 110553
Lineage: Eukaryota; Fungi; Ascomycota; Eurotiomycetes; Chaetothyriales; Herpotrichiellaceae
Exons: 1
Coding region: 1-2436 (811 amino acids)
Source: RefSeq, a predicted model, not a curated record
AUGGCUGCUGAGGUCGCUCGUCGCUCUGCUAGGCCCCCUCCGCUCCCCGACUUCAAGUUCAACCCAGGUGCCGGCCUACCAAGCGAGAGAAGUCCAAGUCCGACUCAUCCUGUUCUUCAAGAGAUGGUUCUCAAUCAGCAGCGUGCUGUUCGUUCUGCUAAACCUGCGCCUCUGCCUGCAUUCACCUUUGCUCCAAACUCAACAUCGUCACAGGCAUCUCCCAGUCCAACGAAACCAAGCUUCGCUGAUGUCCAACAACCACCUCGAGGUGGUCAUCGAAGAGGUGGAAGUGAGUUUGUGGGCGGUGGUGGAACUGAUGGGCCCCAAUUGGUCAACACGAGCCCUGAGAAGCCCGAGUAUCGUCCGCACCCACCGAUAUCUGGAGCAAGGGGACAUGCCCACCGUCGUUCCCAAGCUGUGUCGGUCUCCGACAUUGAUACAUCCGAGUUGAUCAAGGCGAAUGCUGUGGCAAAGGCGCGCGCUGGUUCGACACCAACCACUCCAUCCGACGGCGCACAGGUAUUCCCGUUCUCUCGUGCUAGCCCGCUGACCCGGCAAUCAAUGUCAAGUGUUGUGAAGACGCCUCCUUCAUCUCCUCGACGUAGGGGUAGUGUCCCUGGAGUCCGCCCUCGUGUCGGCUUUUCCGACCAUGUCGACGUCAUACCCAGACCGUUAUCCAUGAUUUCCUCCGAGACUGAAGGUAGCAACUCAACUAUUCGGGGAGGACAUUCUUUAUCCGGCAGCAUCAAUUCAAUCGCGAGUCCAAUCCCGCGUCCAACGUUCGUUGUCAGCCCGUCACACGAUUCGAUGAUUUCGCCAGAGAGACCACAAACAGCAGACGCACUUUCUACACUGUCUCCCGGAAUGGCGUCGGACAAGACCAAGACUUUGUCUGUGAUCAAUCUACCAAAACGCCCUCUAUCCGCUUCGGGAUCACCUGGAACUCUAAGCGCUUGCAGUCCUCCUAACAAGAAGAAAUAUUUCUGGUUUAACCAUUCCGGCAGUAGCUCACCAUCAACCACUCUCAAAGUUGAGCGAGGAGACCCUAUGGAUGUGUUUGUGUCUCCGACUUCCGCUUUGCAGGGCUCAAGGACUGGACUCAGGCCCCGGACUUCAUCAGGCGGAUCUAUCACGAAGAAGCGGAAAUAUCAUACCUGGACGUCUGGAAUUUUCUCCAGAAAGUCAGAAAAGCGAUCUAGCAAGACCAAGCAACAACACCAUCCAAUGCCACCUCCUUUAACAAGAACUCCCAGUGAUCGGCUAAAUGAGAUUUUUGACGCGGAUGAUACGGUCGUGAUUCGCAAUCCCUCGCCUGUCGCAACCAGGGUUCGAGCUGCUGCAGCAAACCUUGCCUCAUUGAAACACUGGCCGUCGGGUCAAUCCGAAGACCAAAUCCCCAGUCCGUCCAUUGACCUGGACGCUGCUUUGGGCCCUUUCGGAAGCGAGGAGAAGUUCGGACAAGAUGGCAAUGCCAAACAAGCUUCAAGGCUGGCAAAACUUCAUAGCAGCGAACGGAGGGGCACAAUGGAUGCUUUUGGUACAAUCCAUAGGAGAACUGAGUCAGCACCAAUUAUGCCCGCUGUCAAUCGCAACAUCUUCGGCUUACACCAUUAUGGGAGCAAUGCUUCCCUUUCUGAAGAUGUCUUCGACGAAGAGGAAGAAGACAAUUUUCUGGCUGAAGAGAAUGCAGCACAGAUCACCCCUAUCGAUGGUCGAAGUCAGGCCGAAUCUACAGUCUCCCUUCCCUCGGGAUCUCCCAAAGCGAAAGCUGCAGAUGGCCUUGGUCUGUUCAUCCAUGAGGAGUCCGGCAAUGGUGUCAUUAUUGUCGAUUCGGAAGACGACAUUGCUCGGGUGGAUGCGAGGUCCUCCAACUCGACAAUCGAGGCCCCGAUAUUCCAGCAUUUCGAACCUCGAAAGCGACCCAUGUCUUCACCUAUGGCUUUCACAUAUCCGGCACCUCAGUCACUUUACGCUUCCUCCACAGACGGACGCACAACCUCAGCUUCAAUGAUGUCCUCACCUGAUGCGGAUCAUAUCUCUUUCGAUACGCUCUCCCGGCCGUCUAGAUUCCUAGGAGAACCAAGCCCUGACAUGAUUCUGCGCGCAUCCAACGACGAUCUACCGUCCUUAAGUGACAGCAUUUCCAGCGGUGCCGUGCCACGAUUCUCCAGCAGUGCGGGUACAAGAUCUUCUGUCGAACAACGGUCGGCAUCCAUGAUUGACCCAUCUACUUCCAGAUCGAACAAUCAGCAAGCAUGGAAACGUUCGAGCUUGGCCAGUCUCAACCGCCUCAUCCCUGGGUCCUCCCAUGGCAGCAAACUCAAGUUCGAAAGCGUUCUAGACAACGCUGCCACGGACGAAAAGAACAGAAAGAAAACGAACAGACUAAGCAAACUCAUGCUUUUCUGGCGUUUGAAAGAGAAGGCAGAGAAAUGA